Molecule: messenger RNA, 1434 nt
Organism: Arctia plantaginis
Lineage: Eukaryota; Metazoa; Arthropoda; Insecta; Lepidoptera; Erebidae
Source: the annotation of a GenBank genome assembly
AUGAAAAUGAAUUACCGUAAAUGUAUUCCGUUUAUUCCUCUUUUGUUUUCACUAUGUUUGUGCGACGUAAUAGUUGGGAAAAGGGAAAAACUACUGUACGAUUUUACCCGUUUUGCCAACAAUAGUAACCGUGAGAGUUUUGCAAGUACUUUACAACAAUGGGAGGCAAAUUACGAACUGGGAAUGCAAUUAGGGCAGGAAGCCUUAAGGCAUAUAGAAGCCAAGUAUCCACAUCCAAGAAAACAAGAAAUCGUGCGGAUAGUGUCUUUGGAGAAGCAAAUUGUCGCUGGCAUUCAUUAUAGAAUGAAGGUUGAGGUUGGUUUUACAAACUGUGCAGCUUUAAGCGAACAAACAGAAUGCAAACUGGAAGAUUAUCCUGGUUCUAGCAAGUUAUGUCGUGUUAAUGUUUGGAUUCGACCGUGGACUGAAGAUCCCGCUAACUUCAGAGUUUCGUGCGAUGUUCCAUUAGAGGAUACCGCUGAUUUGAGUCACCAUAUCCAAGCUGAACAAUUAUUUUCCUAUUUCCUAAAUAAAUACAAUCCGAGCUAUGGAACCAAUCCCACUGAAAUGGCACAGAGGUUUGUAAUAUUCAGAGAAAAUAUUAAGAAAAUUCAUGAAUUCAAUGUGCAAGAAAAAGGAACUGCUAAAUAUGGCGUUACACGCUUCGCUGAUCUGACUUAUGAAGAGUUCAGAUCUCGUCAUUUGGGAUUGAAGACUAACUUGAAAAAUGAAAACUUGAUACCUAUUCCGAAAGCUGUUAUUCCGAAUGUUGAACUGCCUGACAGUUUCGAUUGGAGAAAUUCUGGUGCUGUGACUGAAGUGAAAGAUCAAGGAUCAUGUGGUAGUUGUUGGGCAUUUAGCGUUACAGGCAACGUUGAGGGACAAUGGAAAAUUAAAACUGGCAACUUGGUAUCCUUAUCGGAGCAGGAAUUGGUAGACUGUGACAAAAUGGACGAAGGUUGUAACGGUGGUCUACCUGAUACCGCAUAUAGAGCGAUCGAGCAAUUGGGAGGUCUGGAGCCGGAGAAUGACUACCCUUAUGAGGGCGAAGACGAUAAGUGUGCAUUUAACAAAACCAUGGCUAAGGUGACCAUCAGUGGAGCCGUCAACAUUACCUCCAACGAAACUGGUAUGGCGCAAUGGCUUGUGCAGAAUGGACCCAUCUCUAUCGGUAUAAACGCAAACGCCAUGCAGUUUUACAUGGGAGGAAUCUCUCACCCUUGGAAGGUACUUUGCGAUCCCAGCAAUUUGGACCACGGCGUGCUCAUUGUAGGAUAUGGUGCUAAAGACUACCCGCUGUUCAAGAAACAUCUCCCUUACUGGACAAUAAAGAACUCAUGGAGCACCUCCUGGGGUGAACAGGGUUACUAUCGAGUGUAUCGUGGAGACGGUACCUGCGGAGUUAACCAGAUGGCAAGCAGUGCUGUUAUAUAG